Messenger RNA from Linum trigynum, 963 nucleotides. NCBI's taxonomy places the organism in Eukaryota, Viridiplantae, Streptophyta, Magnoliopsida, Malpighiales, Linaceae. The record is from the annotation of a GenBank genome assembly.
AUGCAAAAAACAGUGUGGGUGAAUCCCGUGACCCAGGGUAAGCGAAAAGGGACUGGUGGAUAUGAUCGAGAUGUGCGCAUGAAGGAUAAAGAAGAGGAGGGCGGAUCGAACAGGGGGGUGGUCUUGGCGUUACCUGCCUCCGAGAAAUCUGCAGGAGCGAGGCCUGAGAAGCAGCAGGGGAAGGAGGCGACGCCUUCUGGACAGGGGAAGGGAGCUAAGGCGGAGGUUCCUAGAGGGGAGAUCAGGGUAUCGAAGGCUGGGGCGGAAGGGGUUCGGGGAAAAGGAAAGGCGAUGGAUCGAGAUGAACAGGUGGGGCGGCAGGGAGUUGGUGAUCUGAAGGCUGGGAAUGGGUCGAAGGAAGGGAUGGGGAAGCAGGUGGUCGAUCCCAGUCAGGGGAAGGUGAAAUCUGAGCCUAAACCCGCAGCUGGUGGGCAUGGGUUUCCCUCGAGACCAAAAGUGAUCUUCAAGGUGCGGGGGGCUGUGCUCAAAAAAGAAUCGGGGGAAGGGAAGGGGGUUGGAGGGAUGCAGGUGGCUGGUGGGGCGAAGGGAACUGGAAAGGAAGGGAACCAGGGGCUGGGCAGCAUGGGCGGGAAGAAGGAGGGGCUUGCGAUGGAGGCUGGUGUGAUCGGGGAAGGGACUACCAAGCAGGCGGACGGUGCAGUGGCGAGGGAGAGUGGAAACAAGGGGCUGCCGACAUCUUCAGAAUCCUCACCUUCGGGACAGCAGGUGGCGUUCCGGAUGACGGCGCCGUCGGAGGAGGAGAUGGGGGAUAGGAAACGUUCAGCGGAUCUUGUAGAGGAUCUGGCAAAAGAUCCCACUCCGGUGAAGAAGUUAUGUCUGGAUGAUCCGGUGGAAGAGGCGCGGCCUCUUGAGACUCCGACUGGGGAGGAAAGUGCUGGAAAUAUUGGUGAAUCUGUUCAGGUGGAGGAAGCCGGCCUUGAGCGGCCCCAUGUAGCCAAAUGA